Messenger RNA from Nerophis ophidion (straightnose pipefish), 4449 nucleotides. RefSeq names its product solute carrier family 15 member 2 (gene slc15a2). Lineage: Eukaryota; Metazoa; Chordata; Actinopteri; Syngnathiformes; Syngnathidae. The record is from RefSeq and is a predicted model, not a curated record. Gene Ontology annotation, molecular function: dipeptide transmembrane transporter activity. Gene Ontology annotation, biological process: transmembrane transport; oligopeptide transport. Gene Ontology annotation, cellular component: membrane.
CUGAGCCACAGUACAUUUAUUAAAGAUUGAUACUAAAAAAAGGAAAUAUCCAAAUAGCAAAGUUCUUCAACUUCGCUGAAUUGUCUGUGUACCUAAUGAAGUGGCCUGUCGGCCGCUGAUUGGCUGUCCUGGCCACGCCCACAUGCACACGUCACCAGCCAGUGCCGCCAAGUUAAGAAGAUAGAACAAAGUCUUUCUGACGUCACUGUCUGCCAUCAUUCAUCUUUUGUGUUUUUAAUCAGUUUUAUUCCUGUGUCCGGUGACGUCAUUCACUCCCCACACCACUUGCAGGACAACAAGACGCCAUUCUUACUUUUCUAACAUUCCAACAUGGCAGCCUUUCAUCCCGGUGGGCGUGGCUCACUUACUAGGAAGAAGGUUGGAUGAGAAGUCUUUUUGUUGGACGCACAGUUGGACGUAUACAGUCUUCUUGUUGGACGUAUACAGUCUUCUUGUUGGACGUAUACAGUCUUCUUCUUUUUGUUGGACGCACAGUUGGAUGUAUACUGUCUUCUUCUUCUUGUUGGACGCACAGUUGGAUGUAUACAGUCUUCUUCUUCUUGUUGGAUGUAUACUGUCUUCUUCUUCUUGUUGGACGCACAGUUGGAUGUAUACUGUCUUCUUCUUCUUCUUGUUGGACGCACAGUUGGAUGUCUACAGUCUUCUUCUUCUUCUUGUUGGACGCACAGUUGGACGUAUACAGUCUUCUUGUUGGACGCAGAGUGUGAGUGUGCAGGAAGACCGCCAUCAUGCGCAGGAAACUUUGUGGAACAAACUACCCGGCCAGCAUCUGCUUCAUCGUGGUCAACGAGUUCUGUGAGCGCUUCUCCUUCUACGGCAUGAAAGCCGUGUUGACGCUCUACUUCCUGACUUACCUGCACUGGGACCAGAACCUGUCCACCGCCGUCUACCACGCCUUCAGCAGCCUCUGCUACUUCACACCUGUCCUGGGGGCGCUCAUCGCAGACUCCUGGCUGGGCAAGUACAGGACCAUCAUCUACCUGUCCCUGGUCUACGUCCUGGGUCACGUGGUCAAGUCUCUGGGGUCUGUCCCCCUGCUGGGCACCACCACUGUCCACAUAGGGUUGUCCAUGGCGGGCCUGGUCCUCAUCGCCUUUGGGACAGGUGGCAUCAAACCCUGUGUGGCCGCCUUCGGGGGAGACCAGUUCCCUGAGGAGCAGGCCAGCCAGAGGAUCAAGUUCUUCUCCAUCUUCUACAUGUCCAUCAACGCUGGCAGCCUGCUGUCCACCAUCAUCACCCCCCUGCUCCGAGGAGACGUCAAGUGCUUUGGACAAGACUGCUACGCUCUGGCCUUUGGCGUCCCCGCCGCGCUCAUGAUGGCGGCCUUAGUUGUGUUCAUGUCAGGCAGCAGACUGUACAAGAAGAAUCCUCCUGAGGGCAACAUCCUGCUGGAAGUCUGCAAGUGUGUGAGCUAUGCCAUCAAGAACCGCUGGAAGAGGUCCAAGUACGAGUCCAGCAGGAGGCACUGGCUGGACUGGGCCCAGGACAAGUACUCGAAGCGUCUGAUCAUGGAGAUCAAGAUGGUCCUGAAGGUUUUGGUGCUCUUCAUCCCUCUGCCAAUGUUCUGGGCUCUGUUUGACCAGCAGGGAUCCCGCUGGACUCUGCAGUCCACCAGGAUGAACUUGGGCUUUGGGGCGUACGCCAUCAAACCCGAUCAAAUGCAGAUGCUGAACCCGCUGCUCAUUCUGCUCCUGGUGCCGCUCUUUGAGCUCCUGCUCUACCCGCUGCUCGGCCUCUGCAGGAUCACCAUCACCCCGCUGCGUAAAAUGGCCACCGGGAUGGUUUUUGCGGCGCUGGCUUUUGGUGCUGCUGCCCUGGUGGAGGUCAACGUUAUGAAAACGGCGGUGCGCCCGGCGGCAGCGGGCACGUGUCUGCUGCAGGUCUACAACUUGGCACCAGGGGGCGUGGCUCUCCACUUCCCUGUAGGAGACCCCUUCCCCAAGCCCCUCCCCUACCUGCAGGACCCUGCGCACUACCUGACUCUGCCACUAGGGGCGCCCAGCCGCACGCUGCGCAUCCACGUCCGUCGCCACGGCUCCUCCUCCGAGUGCCACCUCACCUUUGCCCAGCAGGCGGCGUACACUCUCAUCCUGCGGCCCUCCUCCGCCAAUGGGACAGCCUGCUCGCUGGUGCACGACCACAUCCACAAGGACCACGCAGGUGCGCCUCUUCUCAGGUUGAUCAGCACGCUGCAGGAGGCGGCCCAGGUGACAGUAGCAGACAAGGUGUUCCAGGUGGAGUCACAUGACAAGGUGUCUGCCAACAAGACGGUCCAGCGGGGAGAGUACAAGAGGGUGAGAUGUUGCCUCAGCUCCAAGGCCUGCUCUGACCUGGACCUGGGUCUUCUGGACUUUGGAGGCUCCUACAGCGUCAUCCUGCUGGAGGACUCGGGCAGGCUGCUGGCCCACAAGAUGGUGGACGUGCAGCCCAACCAUGUGCACGUGGCCUGGCAGGUGCCUCAGUACCUUCUCAUCACCAUGGGAGAGGUCAUGUUCUCCAUCACCGGCCUGGAGUUCUCCUACUCGCAGGCCCCCGCCAACAUGAAGUCGGUGCUGCAGGCCGGCUGGCUGCUUACCGUCGCCUUCGGGAACGUCAUCGUCUUGAUUGUGGCCGAGGGGGCGGGGCUAGAGCAGUGGAAAGAGUUCCUGCUGUUUGCUGGACUGCUGCUGGCUGUCUGCACCAUCUUCUCCGUCAUGUCCUACUUCUACACCUACGUGCGGCCUCAGCAGGUGGACACCCUCUACCUGCAGGACCAGGACCAAGAUCAGAACCAGAACCAGAACCAGGACAAGAACCAGGACCAGAGCGACGACAUGCUGCACAAGAAUGGAAACGACAAGGAGGCGGAAAAUAACACUAGACUGUAGCCUGGGUGAGCUAUGUAUGUGUAUAUAUAUAUAUACAUGUGUAUAUAUAUAUAUAUAUAUAUAUAUAUAUAUAUAUAUAUAUAUAUACAUAUAUAUAUAUACAGUUGUGAUCAAAAUGAUUCAACCCCCACACAAUUUUGGUGUUUUAGCAAGUUGGACAUUUAUUCCGUAUUUGGUUUAUAGUCAUAUCAAAUAAAGAUGUGUCAAAUAGACAAAUGCAAUUUAAAUUCUAACACUGUAUUUGACAAAAUAGCAAAAAAGGACAUUUUUCUUAAUAUCUCAUUGACAAAAUGAUUCAAGCCCCUAGUUCCAUGCAUCUUUAGUACUUAGUAGAACAGUAAUGACAUCCUUCAAAGGUGAUACAUAAGCUUCUUGCAAGCAUCUACAGGUAUUUGAGCCCAUUCCUCUUGGGCAAAGGCCUCCAGUUCAUUCAUAUUCUUGGGCUUGUGUGCUGCAACUGCCUUCUUCAAGUCCCACCACAGCUUUUCUACAGGAUUUAGGUCUGGCCACUCCAGAGUCUUCCAGCCCUUCUUCUGAUGUUGAUUUGGAGGUAUGCUUGGGAUCCUUGUCCUGUUGGAAGGUCCAACGUCUCCCAAGCCUCAGCUUCCUCACUGACUUCAUGACAUUUGCAGCUAAUAUAUCCUGCUAGGAAAUAGAAUUCAUAAUGCCUUCAACGCGCUGGAGAUUCCCGGUACCUGAGGCAGAGAAACAGCCCCAGAGCAUGAUUGACCCCCCACCAUGCUUAACAGUAGGCAAGGUGUUCUUCAUUUUUUCUCCUCCAGACAUAACGUUGAUUCAUAGGCCCAAAGAGUUCCAGUUUUGUCCCUUCACUCCAUAGAACAGUUUUACAAAACCUUUGGGGUUCGUCCAGAUGAUUUUUGGCAUACUGGAGUCUAUUUUCUUGUGCCUGGUAGUCAGAAGUAGGGUGCGCCUAGGAGUUCUGGCAUGGGACGAAACCUGCGUUCCCCCCUCUGCAAUGUCCUGUUGUAGUUCCUCAGCUGUUACCCGGGGGUUUUUCACCACUGUACUUCUCAAAUACCGGACAUCAUCCUCUUUUUACCACGCCCAGGUAGUGUUUCCACUGUGCCUUUAGCUUUAAACUUGCAAAUUAUGCUCCUAACUGUGUCUCUUGGAAUGUGUAAUGUCUUUGCUAUUUUCUUAUAUCCUUUCCUAUGAAGAGAAAUGACCUCCUCUCUUGACUUCUUUGACCACUCCCUGGACUUCACCAUGUUGCAAAUACACCAUUGACCAUCUACAAGAAGCUGAUUGUCACAGUCUUUUUCAAUCCGUUUAAUUGUUGCUCGUUAUGGUUCUAAUCACAUCUACAGGUGUUUUCAACACCUGAUUGAAAUGACCUUCUUCAAAUUCUGUUCUUAAGAGUUAUAAUCUUCAAGGGGUUGAAUCAUUUUGUCAAUGAAAUAUUAAGAGAAAUGACACUGUUUGGUAUGUUACAAAAUAUAAUGUUGUCAUUCAAGGUGCAUUUGUCUAUUUAAUGCAUCUUUAUUUGAUAUGACUAUAAACAAAAUACGGAAUAAAUGUCCAACUUGCUAAAACACCAAAA